Molecule: messenger RNA, 1173 nt
Organism: Acaulospora morrowiae
Lineage: Eukaryota; Fungi; Glomeromycota; Glomeromycetes; Diversisporales; Acaulosporaceae
Source: the annotation of a GenBank genome assembly
AUGUCUUUUCCACAGGAAACUAAAAUGGACUUGGAUCAAAACCCGAUUGCGGUUUUGAACGAAAUUCGAAAACGUUGUCCAGCGGAACUGCAAGAGUAUUUAAAUACGUUUGAAGACUUGUAUGACCGCAAGCUAUGGCACCAACUUACUUUAAAAAUUGAGGAAUUUUUUGCAAUACCUGCCUCGGGUCCUUUCCAGAUCCAGUUAUUUCAAAAUUUUAUAUCUGAUUGGGAAAAUAAGAUGAAUAAGCUUAAAUUAGUAACUCUAGGACUUAGUGUCAUGAAACAGUUCAGUGGCUAUAAUGAAGCCUUGGCUUUUCUAACAUCACUUGUUGGAAAAGUGGAUACUCCAGACUCUCGUGAAGCAUAUGUUCAUGCUGUAAUGGAGACAGCUUAUAUAAAGCUUAUGCUAAAUGAUCUUGAUGGCACAAAAUCCGCUAUAGACGAAUGUGAAAAGAUCCUUGAAAAAUUUGAUUCGGUUGAAACAGCCAUUCACGCGAGUUUUUAUCGUGUUUGCGCAGAUUUUUACAAGGCGAAGGCGGAAUAUACCGAAUAUUAUAAAAAUGCAUUGCUUUAUCUCGCAUGUAUUCAAUUAGAAGAUUUGACUUCUGAAGAAAAAGUCGAAAGAGCAUAUGACUUGGCCAUUAGUGCUCUCUUGGGAGAUACUAUUUAUAAUUUUGGAGAAUUGUUAAUGCACCCAAUACUUGACGCUUUAUCAAAUACUCCUCACGAAUGGCUCAAAAAUUUGUUAUUUGCGUUUAAUGCCGGUGAUAUUGGAAAAUUUGAGAUGUUAGCAGUUAACUUUACGCAGCAGGCUUUACUUCAAGAUACUAUCGCGUUUUUACGUCAAAAAAUCUGUUUGAUGUCACUGAUUGAAGCAGUAUUCAAGAGAAGCUCUGAUAAUAGAACGAUACCUUUUGCAGAUAUUGCUGCAGAAACGAGGUUGCCUAUAGACGAGGUGGAAUAUCUGGUAAUGAAAGCACUUUCUCUAAAAUUGGUCCGUGGAUCCAUUGAUCAAGUUGAUGAAAAAGUUGUAGUGACAUGGGUCCAACCGCGUGUUCUUGAUAAGAAUCAAAUUGAUGGUAUGAGGCAGAGGUUACAAGAAUGGAAUGAAACUGUAAAGAAGACUGCCAUGUUUGUGGAAAAUGAAACUCCAGAAUUAUUUAUUCAAUAA